CACCAGGCAAUCUGUUAAAUCCUGAACCAUCCUUCCUCAGCCUCAAAACAAUCAUUGGGAAUCCUAAAAUGAAGAAAACAGUAGUGGCUGUAUUAGACCAGAUGGUAAAGCCCCAUUGGCCAUAUCUUCCAAAACGACAAGAAAACUAUGAAACAGAAGAAGAGAGGGAGGCUAUUGAAGGACUUUGGAAUACAAUCUCAGAUGACCCAUUGAACUACCAUUUUUGCUAUGAUAUUUUGGAUGGAGAUGAAGAAGGACAACCCCCAAAGAUUAUGGCUUCAGAUGGACAAAGGCAGACAGAGAACAAAUAUUUUAAUUGGAGAGAGGAUUCUUGUUUACAUGCAAUUGCAAAGAGUAACAACAAGGAGGCUUUGCAGCAUCCUGUGGUCAGAAUGUUGAUUAAAACAAAAUGGAGAAGUUAUGGACACUUUUUCCUCAGCCUUCAAGCCGCCUUGUUCUGCAUCUUCUUGCUGCUCAUGUCAUUUUCUCUGCUGCAUGCCUCAACCAAACUGGAGCCCACCCAGUACAGCGGUGCAAUGGACUCACUGCGUGGAUUCUGUGAGGUUUUUACCCUACUUAUGGUUGUUUUCUACAUCUGUGAGGAAAUAAAUCAGACAAGAAUAGAGGGGCGUUCUUAUUUCACAGAAUGGAUGACCCUGUUUGACUGGUUAGGCCUAUUGUUGAUCCUGUGUAUAAUACCGUUACGAUACGUGGAUCAUAAAGCUCAAUGGAUGGUGACAUCUUUGGCCUUCUUGUUCAACUUCAUGAGGAUCUUUAAGUUUUCAUGUGUGUCAAGGACUACAGGAUUAUACACACAAACCUUGGCCAAGAUUAUUUUACAUGACGUCACACGAUCCAUGGCAGUUUUUGUUGUGAUCUUUUUCUCUUUCUGUGGUGCAUUGAAUUUAUCACUCUGUUACUCCGGAUCCAGGGAAAACCAGGAACUUCGCAGUGGUUUUGGAGACGUCUUGUUGAGCGGGUUUCGUGCUCUGUCCGAGCAGUAUCCGAUGGUGGAAGAUUACGCUACAUUCAACUGGCUCUCUAUUUUGUUGAUGAUGACCUACAUGGGGACUGUGAUUGUGAUUCUCUUCAACAUUCUCAUUGCGCAGAUGAGUACAACCUACACACAGGCUAAGAAAGUCGCUCGUUUAGAAUAUGAUGUGGAUCGUAUUUUACAGCUAACUCGCAUGGAAAGGUUUCCUUUCCUGAAUUUGCGUGUAAAGUAUUACAAAGAGGGUGACUGGAUCAGCGAAAUGAAACUCGCGCAAGAGCUUCUUGAAUUCAGUGAAGAACGCAGUCCUUGGGAGUCGGUGGAAGAGAAACUCAAUGCAAUCCGGAAUAUGAUGAGGAAGAUGAUGAAACAGAUAAGGCCUGGAAGCGGAUAAAGAAAGCUCUGUGUGUCCACAUGACUACGGUGGAAAUAUGUCCCCAUUCUCCAUUUUUGUGCGCCGGUUUCUUUGGUCAUUUAACUCGUAAUUUUCAUACGACCACGUU
Stylophora pistillata is the source of this 1494-nucleotide messenger RNA. RefSeq lists its product as uncharacterized. NCBI's taxonomy places the organism in Eukaryota, Metazoa, Cnidaria, Anthozoa, Scleractinia, Pocilloporidae. The record is from RefSeq and is a predicted model, not a curated record. Gene Ontology annotation, biological process: calcium ion import across plasma membrane. Gene Ontology annotation, molecular function: calcium channel activity. Gene Ontology annotation, cellular component: plasma membrane.